AUGACUUCCAUGCCAGGACCAGCCCCGAUAGUUGAAAACAUCAAGCCCAAGAGGACUAGGAACAGAAAACCUAAGGACAAACCAGCUAGUAAGAUAUCCGAAAUAACGUUAUCCACGUCCCCACAGACCAGACCGAAAGGCUAUGUAAUACUCACAAUUAUCUCUAGUGUAUUCACAAGGCGAAGAGGGAUCCUCAGCUCUCCAACCUGAGGCUUCUCCCACAAGCAACCCUCACAGCAGUGUUGGUGGCCGCGGGGGUAGAGGUGGUGAGCGUGGUGGUGGCAACACCCGCCGGGGUGGUCGAGGAGGAACCAAUAGCUCCGAUAACAAGGGCAGAGAUCAACCCUCCAAUCGGAGUCAAGGUAUCGGGGAAAGCUCCGGUUCUCAAAGCGAUGCGGGCGUCCAGAUUUCCCACCCAAGGCACAUCAUCAAUGUCGAUCCUUCAAAGGUUGUGAAGCGUCCUAUUACACGGGGCAGAAGUGAGUUUAUAUCGCAGGUCCUGAGAAGGUUCGAAUGUCGUGGCCAAGUUGCAGACACAGAAAUCACCGUAUCCAUGCCUCCCUCAGACCCCGAUUUUCCCUAUGAUAUCAAGCAACUUGUCUUCAAAUUAUUGAUCCCAAAAUCAUACCCCGAAUCUCGGGACGUGCUUCCUUCUAUUAAAGUUAUGAAUGAACACAUUCCCAUGGGGUUCAGGACGAAUAUUGAACGUGGCUUCGAUGGCCUUGCCACUAGAAGGGAAGAUGCUACGCUUCUUGACCUCCUUAAUUCGUUAGACAGAAGUUUGGAAGGAUUUUUGGCCACAGAGAAGAUCGAGACACUCAAGAUUGUGCCAAAUACUAGCCAGUCUACUUCACGCCAGCCCAGCCAGGACCAAACACCACACACUACUGUCCAACCGCCCAAGCCUUCGCCUCUCCUGGCCCUCCCAGUUGAUAAUUUGACCACCGAAGAGGUCAGUACAGCUCAAGCCAGGAGGAAACGUGAGACCCGCCGCUUAGAGGCAAGGAUGAGAGAAUCAAGUGUCUUUAGAAAGUCUGAAGAUGGCACUCGCUACACAAUUCCAAUUGAACCAAGGAAAAAACACCAACUUCCAGUCCCUCUGCAGAAUGUAACUAGUGCGGUGCUGAUUGUCCCGUUAAGUUAUGACAUCCAUCGACCUUGGUUAGAAUUUUCCGGAGUGCCUGAGGACGUAGUUAGGAGGGUCAACAGUGGUUUCGCCAAACAAAUCCAGACGAAUCCAGGGUUCUCCUUAAUGGAGAAUAUCAAUGCGUUAUGUUCGAAUCUGCACAUCAUUUCCACACAGGAGGAGUCCUCGGAGAAUCAACUGGAGGAGUGCGUUGAAGAAGCAGCUCAAUCUCUUGAUAACCUAGCAGUGGAACCUACGACCGCUACUGUUCCUGAUAAGGAAAAGCCGGUAGGUCUUGUCCCGGAUAAAGACCACAUUCAGGUUAUCCCACGUCCCCCAGACUGGAACGUCCCAGAAGAUGGGGAGUCUGAUGACGAUGAGGAUUCUGAAUACGAUUCCGAUGACUACGUUUCAGGCGAUCCCGAGGACAACUGCGAAGGUCCUAUCGGUCAAAUGGAUCAGAAAGUCAUCGAGCGUGGAACAGCAAUGUCCCUCCCAGGUAUCGAUAUGCCCGGAGUUCAGCUAUUGGAGAUCGCGAAACUCAAUGUUACCGUCAAGUGCUCAAAAUGCAAGAAAGAGCUUGAGGUCAAUGAUUUGAAGCCUACCAUGCCCGGGAAGAGUUCCAAACCUAAGUUGAGCCAGUGCGAAAAGUGUUCUCGGGUUCUGGGAAUUGGUAAUACUCGCAACCCAUCGAUUAGUGCUUAAACUAACACUCCUGUAGGAUUUCGUCAAGAAUUUGUUCACAUGAAUUCCAACCGUCUCGGAUUCUUCGAUCUCGUGGGUUGUGCGAUCGUGGAAAUACUUCCGAGUGAUUUUAUUCCGCAAUGUGCUUCAUGUUCCACUUCACUCCCACCGCCCGGUAUCAAGGGUCUUGUUCCUGGGCAGAGACAGAGCACAAACUGUCGCCAGUGUCAUGCGAAAUUAAGUGAGAAUUUCCAUCUCGAGCUUUCAAUAAUCUAAGCGCUAACGUGCUCUUCAGGCAUCCUCAUUCCGGAGAUAAAGUUGCUGCGUAUUACCUCUGAGGAUGAAAGUAAAUAUUACAAUCAGUUAUUCAUUAAAAAGUUGUAUUGGGCAAAUCCUAAUGAGUUCCAUAGUGUCAAAUGAGCUGGCAUCUCAGGUUCCUAAUAAGAAGGUACCUUAAAACUCACAAUACUAUCAUGUUAGCCAUUUCUAAGAUUCCAAUAGUCCACUGAACGCGAGCGCUAUGUCAUCGGCCAUGAGUUACCCUUCCAGGGGCGCUGUGCACAUUACAAAAAGAGUAGGAAUCCUUUGGGCAACAUCAAAUAGGCACCUGCUAACAGCAUCUAGGCACUCGCUGGUUCAGGUUUUCUUGGUAAGAUCUGCAAAGGCCAAUUAGGCCCAUAUAAUGAUGACACGCUGCUAACCCGAUCAUCGCCUGCUGGUAACAGUUGCAACAAGGUAUGCUAUUAUGCUUAAUUGGCGCGAAGCCAAAUGCUAAUCGUGACGCAUAGGUCUUUCCGUGUGAUAAAUGUCACGAAGAACAAGUUGAACCCUUCCAUCACUGGGAGCAUGCAAACAGAAUGAUCUGUGGAACCUGUUCUCGGUUAGUGCACCCGGUACCACUCUCACAUGACCCAGCUACUGACACAUUGAGCACAUCACACAGCGAACAGCAGUACCGCCCGGAAGAAUGCACAUACUGUAAGCAUGCAUUUAUCAAGAGGUACACGGGUUAUUGGGAAGGUGGAACAGGGACCAGAGAUAAGAGGCUACUGAGAAGGAACGACCCAAGAAAACAUAAGCGGGUUAAUAAACCCGUGCUGUAAAUGCGCCAAUCGUAACUGGGGAUGCGAAGGGUUCCCAAGCCGCUCGCUCCCUAUUAGCUGCUAGAUAGUUUUUUCCCAAGGAAAUUCAAGCAAAACCAAAUCAUAAGCUGAAAAGCUCGACCGAAGUUCCCUACAUUCAUUAUAGUUAUAUAUAUACGCAGGGGGCGCGGGUAUUAUGCCCGGACUCAAAUGUAGGUAGACAUGUCAUGAAGCACUAGAACGAUACGCCUCCCGGUGAAUAACCAGCUCUGCCCAAACAAAUGAAACCAAACCAAAAAAAACGCCGUAACAAUGCUGCCGCAAGUGUCCCGA
Molecule: messenger RNA, 3225 nt
Organism: Tuber aestivum (summer truffle)
Lineage: Eukaryota; Fungi; Ascomycota; Pezizomycetes; Pezizales; Tuberaceae
Source: the annotation of a GenBank genome assembly